GCCACUACCAAGAUUUUUUCAACUACGCUUCAUCUUUUAAGAGGAGCUUUUUGUUGAAAAGUGUUAAUAGUUAAUUUUUUUAAAAAAAGGAGUAAUUCUUUUUUUGACCCCAUCCGCGAGAAUUGUGAAAUUAGUACUUGCGGACUUUGUUGGUUGAUUCUAGCUGAAUUCGGUUCAUUUGUAAAUAUUGGUGUUUUUUUGAUUUACUAAGUUGCCAUUGAUAAUAUGAAAAACCAAUAUACUCCUGUUUCAGAUUCUGAUGACUCUUUCAAAGUGCUCAAUGAUGAAAAGUCAGACGCUAGAUCUUUAGAUGGUACUGGUACGCCUCCUUCGUACUCAGCUCCGAACAAAUUUAUUGAUUUAGAAAUGGCUGAUGGAUCCACUCAGCAUUCUGCCCAAGAGUCCACUAACAACGCUGGAUCGGAUUUGGCAUAUUCGAAGUGGAUUCCAGUAGCUAUUUUCUUUUUCUUUGCGUCUCUUGGGUACAUUGGGGCUUAUUGUAUUCUUCUGGUGAUGUUUCUUUAUUUCAAGGUUCCUGUGAGGGCGCAAGACUUUUGGGGACUUUUUGGCGGAUUUAUUGGGGCAAUAUCAUUAUUUCUUUAUUUGGCGCAUAUGCUCUACCCGGGGUGGUACAAGCAAGCUGGUAGAGUGCUGUCCUACUUAUUCACGCAAACUGGUAGAAUGCUGUCCUACUUAUUCACGCAAAUUUGUAGUGUACUGCCAAACAUGUGUACCGCAGUAAUAUGUACAGCUUUUCUGAAUGCCGUUGGUUUCGUCGUCUAUUGUAAUGUAAAGGAAAUAAUAGGAUUUGAAAAGAUGAACGAUAUUGCUUUCUAUGGUGUCUGCGUUGUUAACGUUGCCGUGUUUGUUUAUUUUGGAAUAUGCCGGAUAUGCAACAACGUUGAAUAUUCAUUGCUGAUUUAGGAAACGCCAUGGGAAACGGCAUAAGAAAUGCUACGAAUUAUGUUCGUAUGUACUUUUUAUUAUAACUUUUCUUUGGAAGCAUCUAUGAUGAUUGCAAUCCCUCAAGUUUCUGCAUUCUUGUCCACAAAAGUAAGCAUCAGCUUCAUUCGGCAAGUUUGAUUGUUUUUCACGUUCACUCUUUUAUGAAUCUUUGAAUUCGUUUCGCAAUAGUGUUAUUUAUGAAUUGUUCGUUUUCUCUGUGACGAACAUCCUUGUUAUACAACCUUUUUAAUGAUUGUUUAAUUGUUAUGACGAUAAUUUUGCAAAAUAAUCAACUAGUUUCUAAUUCAAAGCUGGACGUAUUCAGAUUGGCCGUUUCAACUAAUGUAGUUUAAUAAUUUACUUCUCAAACUACAACUUUCUCAAUUGCUAUAAAUUCAGACAUUUGGUCUCAGACCUCAAUGACAAUCUAG
This is a messenger RNA of Schizosaccharomyces octosporus yFS286, 1376 nucleotides long. RefSeq lists its product as uncharacterized. The record is from RefSeq and is a predicted model, not a curated record. NCBI's taxonomy places the organism in Eukaryota, Fungi, Ascomycota, Schizosaccharomycetes, Schizosaccharomycetales, Schizosaccharomycetaceae. The coding region runs from base 226 to 924 and encodes 232 amino acids. The transcript has 4 exons.